Molecule: messenger RNA, 4519 nt
Organism: Orbicella faveolata
Lineage: Eukaryota; Metazoa; Cnidaria; Anthozoa; Scleractinia; Merulinidae
Molecular function (GO): sulfuric ester hydrolase activity
Source: RefSeq, a predicted model, not a curated record
UUCACUUACAGCUUUGCUUGAAGCGAAAAUCGUUAGUUCGACCUCGCCUCGUCACCAAGUGGAGGCUUUUCCUUUUGCCUGUUGUCUCCACGCUUGAGUGGUAAAUUCAAAUGGCUUGCUCGGACUUUUCGCGCCUGUCAAUAAUUUAGCGGCUUUUCUCGUAGCGGGUGCGACCUGUUGAUCACAAGCCAAAUUAGGAAAACCAGCUCGUUGGCAUUUGUAAACGAACGAAGUCACCAAGUUCUUCACCGACCGCUUAGAUUUGAACGCAGCUUUAUUUAGGAGAUUUUUUUUGUAUUGCAAGAUGUUGCGUUAACCCCCAUCUCUCGAACAUUAUCUAUUGGUGUCAACUUCACAAGGAAUGGACGUUUUAAUGGAUGUUUUAGGCUAAUCAGUGUUGCGAGGAUCAAGGGAUAAAGAAAUAUGGGAGUUACUUCACAAGAUUAUAUGGCUUCCUCUCCGGGCAGCUGUCGAUUAUUGGUUCUUAGAAUUCUUGUUAUAUUUUACUCAAUUUACUGCCUUGAUGCACAACAACCACAAGGGGCUCAAAAGCCACACAUUAUAAUGAUAGUUGCUGAUGACUUGGGUUGGGAUGACGUCAGUUUCCACGGUUCGCCCCAGAUCCCGACACCCACUCUUGACGGCUUGGCGAACUCGGGGGUAAUUCUAAAUAAUUAUUACGUGUCGCCCAUGGACUCGCCUUCAAGAGCAGCAUUCAUGACAGGAAAAUACGCCCUGAAUUUAGGGCUUCAGCACGACACGAUCCACAAUAGGCAGCCAUUUGGAGUGCCACUUAAAGAAAAGCUUCUGCCGGAACAUUUGAGGCAGUUAGGAUAUUCAACCCAUGCUGUAGGAAAGUGGCAGCUGGGUUUCUUCGCUAAAGAGUUUACCCCCACCUACAGGGGAUUUGAUUCCUUCUACGGCUUCUGGACUUCCGGUCAAGAUUACUUCAGUCACGUGACUUAUGACGGAAGUUAUGGGCUGGAUUUGAGAAGAAACUUGGACGUCGUGUACAAUGAAACAGGUACUUAUGGCACAGAUUUGUUUACUCGCGAGGCUGACAAAGUUCUGAAUGGUCACGAUGGUAGCAAGCCGUUGUUUCUUUACUUCGCUCAGCAAGCCGUCCAUGUUGGUAAUAAUAACAAUCCACUCCAAGCACCGAAGAAAUAUCUCGACCGACUCGGCUACAUCGGCGACGAGAAAAGAAGAACGUUUGCAGGUAUGGUGGCAGCUUUGGACGAGUCAGUGCGUCAGAUUGUGACGACAUUAAAAAAGAAAGGUCUCUAUGAUAACUCCAUCAUCAUAUUCACCACUGAUAACGGAGCAGCCGCUGGUGGAUUGGACGCCAGCGCGGGCUCCAACUAUCCGCUCCGAGGUUCCAAGAACACUUUGUGGGAGGGUGGAGUGCGUGGGGUUGGAUUUGUCCACAGUCCACUUAUAAAGAAAAGAGGGCGAGUAUCAACUGCCUUGCUACAUGCUUCAGACUGGUUACCAACCUUCUACGCUCUGGCUGGAGGCGACGUGAAAGGCCUGGGACCAAUUGAUGGUUUCAAUGUAUGGGAGACCAUUUCCAGUGAUGCCCAGUCUCCGCGUUACGAGAUCCUACACGGUCUUGAUUCGCUGAAAGAGAAGAAGGCGGCUCUGAGGAUUGGGGACUACAAAAUGAUAGUUCACCAAAACCGCAGUUUCUACAGCGACUGGUACCCAAGGCCAGAAAGCUCGCACGAGUUAGAUCAAGUUCCUAAGCCAAGUAAUCUUAAGGAUGCAUCCGUCGAUUGCACAGUUAAACACCCGCAUCCACUUUUGUACACAAAAGCGCCAAUUUGCAAUCCCGAGAAAAAGCCCUGCUUGUUUAACAUCAAGUGGGACCCGUGUGAGUAUCAUAACCUGGCUGAUUUUAUGCCCAACACCUUGAAAGUCAUGAUUGACCGGCUGAAGUUCUACUACCGCAAAUCCACGCCCCCUGUCUACCCCCAAGCGGAUGAUAGUGCAAAUCCAGACAAACACGGGGGAGUCUGGUCCCCAUGGCGGGACAAACCCUAUAUCGAUCAAACGAUGAACGACUAUGUUUAUCCAAAUUCAUACUAUGACUCGCCAAAAUUGUCGCCCAGCAACCCUUCGAAAAACCAGCUUGAUCUGUUUAUGAGCGAUCAGGGCGGUGUGACUGCCCCGAAAGCGGAAGCACCUUCGCAGAUCGAAGAUAUUAUCAUUAAUUUUCGGGAUCAAAAUCCCGCUGUUCAUAAACACAGUGCUGUGUCUCCUACAAAGGCAACUCCAGCAACAACAGCGAGCACGCCUGUUGUACAAACCGUUGCGAUGACAACACAGACAACAUCGACAACCGCUUCCACUGCCCCGACAGCCGCUCCACAGACUGUGGCACCUCCGACAGUGAUUACCAUGUCCACGGCCGCUCCACAGACUGCGGCACCGCCGGCAAUGACCACUGCAAGCCCUCCCUCAUCCAUCCCUCCAGCCAUUGAGUCCAUCGUGUCGAACAAGAAGUUGGAUUAUUCAGCGCAAAGACCAAAACCUUUCCGACCGACUGGUUUCCUUAAAGGAUUCUUUCAGCACCAGAUUAUGACCAGCCCCCCUCCUCACUAUGCAGCGGGCUCACGGCUCAUCCCUGACACUGUGAAAGAAGUUGAACAUAUUGUCCAGGAGCAGCAGAGUCCGCAGCGCGCCAAGCCUGUCAAAUACUUCAACCCGCUGACUGUUCGACCAACUACUGAAAUGCCCGCAGUACACGUCUGGCCUAAUCAGCAAUCUUUCGUCCCCGAGGACGUGCAAAACGUCAUUCGUCAGCACGGCUUCACGAAGCACCUCGCCUCGAGUCACGUGGAAGAGGUCUCUAUGCUUCCUUCAGAAAAACCACCGGUGAAAAUGACUCAUAAAACAGCCAUGUUCGGUGGGCACUCGGACAAGGUUAGCACGCUGCCGGAGAUUCUCGAUAUAAUCGAUGAGUCGUCGGUGCCGAGCGCGUAUGCGGCCGGUGGCAGCGGUCAGCCUGAGAUUCCGAAGAUCUUCGACAUCAUAGACGAAGAGCACAAGCAACAAAACAAAGUGAAGGAUUUCUCCUCACACAAACAAGGGCCAAUAGCAACUAGCAAAUUACUAACCAGCAAAGACGUGGGCUCAGGAAUGGGCGUAGGACUGAACGGGUUACCGGAAGGUAUUUCAGUGUUCGGUAAAUUGGGAGAUGAAAAAAUUCUUUCCAAAUCACAUGAGAGCACGGCAAGAGGAAGGGAGCAUAUUGUCGCGAAAGAAAAGCCUGAAAAGAAAAAGAAAAAGACAGGUGUUCAUAAAUUCAUCGGCAACAUCACCAUCGACGGCCGCCGCUAUCUUGUCGUUGGAACGGAAAGCGAGGAGAUCGACUCAGUGUCGACGCAAAUGGAAGGCGACAGAAUCACUUUGCAUCUUCCCAAAUCCAAGAAAACUAACACUCACAGCCAAAAAUCCAAAAAUAAAAGCAAAUCCCCCGAGAGUGCAGACAGCAAGUCAGAAAUCGGAGAAAUCACCGACUACAUCGACUUGGAUGAAGACGACAGCGAAAAACCGACCAACAAAACGCUUGCAGCUCACAACAUCACGGCCGUGGCGACCGCCGGCAACAACACUAAGUGCGAAAAAGUCGUUCAACUUGACACCUCCGAUAAUGCUGUCGUCGUGUCCUCGGUUGUGAUCGUCGUGAUCGCUUCGGCUAUGGUCGUCGGCGUUGCUGUUGUUGCUAUGGUUGCGGUGGUUGCUAGGCACUGUCAAAACGCUAGGAAUUGAUUUUAUUUCUUUUGAUUGUUUUUUCGCAGAGAGCUGACUUAUUUUUAUUGUUAAAGUGUGAUUCGAAAUGUACAGAGAGUAGAAGUUAUAAGAUAGAGUAAAAAGUAUCUGAAACAAUAUUAAUUCAUCAGAUUGUCUUGUUUUUAAGGUACUGAUUAUUCAAGAAUACGUAACAGAAUCUUAAUCCUUCCUUCCGUUAUUUAAGUGUUUUAAGCUAAGUUCUGAAAGAGAUUUUAAAUUAAAAUUAGAUUAAAAGCGUAACCUAGUUCAUUUAGAACAGAAUUACUACAUUUCCUAAAUACUACUUUAUAGAAUAACCAUCAAGCACAUGUUUAACGAAUACCAAAAGUAAUUCUACAAGAUUUCACCGACCUCGUGAGUUCUGUUUUUCAACUGGAGAAGUUUCACUGAUUAAACGUCACACGUCACGUGAUAUUCUUCAGCAAUGCAUCAUUGUGGAGAGCUCUCGCUUAAAGUAAACUUGGUUAAUAAGAUCGGUUGUCACUUUUUCAAGACCGAUUAUUUUAUCUAGUCACACUAAAAUUAAGCAUCUUUCAAGAUUGUGUCGUGAAAUGUUAUGCUUCUCCACGUCGACAAAGUUCGUUUUUUGUUCACCAGUUUUUUUUAUCGGCCAUUAGGAAGAACAUCGCACCUUGCAAGGCAUUAUGGAUGGUUCACUGUGACUGUUUAAUAGGCCCUUUGCAGGAUCCGAUCACAUGGUACGGAAUUAAUUACGCUGGGACGC